CCGGCGGUGAUGGCGCGGGAGGGCGCCCUGGAGGAUCCAGCUGUGCCCCCAGAUGUUGAGACCCCCCCAAAACCCCUCCCCUGGCCCCGAGCCGCCCCGGAUCCAGAUGUUGGGGACCCGAGAAGGCCCCAAACCGCCCGGGGGGCUCCAGAUGUGGCGGCCCCCGAUCCAGAUGUGCCGCGGGUGGAGAGCGACACAGAUGUGGAGGAGGAGGAGGAGGAAGAGGAGCCCGAUCCAGAUGUUUGGCCCCAAAAACGGCUCCAAACGACCCCAAACCUCCCCCAAGCGCCAGAUGUGGGGCUGAGAGCCCCGGAUCCAGAUGUUGCUCGGCUGGGGAACGGCUGGGGGGCGCUGCUGGUGGAGAGCGACACAGAUGUGGAGGAGGAUCCAGAUGUGGAACCCCCAAAAAGGCUCAAAAUGACCCAAAAGGUGCCGGGAACUCCAGAUGUGGCGGGAAAGGCCCCGGAUCCAGAUGUUGGGGGGCCAAAAAGGCGGCUGGGGGACAGCGACACAGAUGUGGAGGAGGAUCCAGAUGUGCGGCCCCCCAAGAGGCUCCGAGCCGCCCCCAGCCUGCCCCGAACUCCAGAUGUGGCGGCCGGAACCCCCGAUCCAGAUGUUGGGGGGCCGGAGCCCCGCCCCUGGGCGCUGCUGGUGGGCAGCGACACCGAGGAGGAGGAUCCAGAUGUGGAGCCCCCAAAAAGGCUCAGAAUGACCCAAAAUGUCCCCGAAACUCCAGAUGUGGCUGCGGAUCCAGAUGUGGCCGGCCCCAAAAUCUGGUGCGUGGUGGAGAGCGACACAGAUGUGGAGGAGGAUCCAGAUGUGGAGCCCCUUAAAAUGACCCAGAACGUCCCAGAAACUCCAGAUGUGGCCACAGAUCCAGAUGUGGAGCCCCCAAAAAGGCUCAAAAUGACCCAAAAGGUGCCAGAAACUCCAGAUGUGGGCACAGAUCCAGAUGUGGCCAGCCCUGAGUUCGGGUGCGUGGUGGAGAGUGACACGGAUGUGGAGGAGGAUCCAGAUGUGGAGCCCCUCAAAAUGACCCAGAACGUCCCAGAAACUCCAGAUGUGGCCCCAAAGCCAAAUCCAGAUGUUGCUGGCCCUGAGUUCGGGUGCGUGGUGGAGAGCGACACGGAUGUGGAGGAGGAUCCAGAUGUGGAACCCCCAAAAAGGCUCCAAAUGACCCAAAACCUCCCAGAAACUCCAGAUGUGGCCGCAGAUCCAGAUGUGGAGCCCCUCAAAGUGACCCAAAAGAUGCCAGAAAUUCCAGAUGGGGCCACGGAUCCAGAUGUGGAGGCCCCAAAAAGGUUCAAAAUGACCCAAAACCUCCCAGAAGCUCCAGAUGUGGCCACGGAUCCAGAUGUUCAGGGCCCCACGGUGCUGGUGGUGGAGAGUGACACAGAUGUGGAGGAGGAUCCAGAUGUGGAGCCCCCAAAAAGGCUCCAAAUGACCCAAAAUGUCCCAGGAAUUCCAGGUGUGGCUGCAGAUCCAGAUGUGGAGCCCCUAAAAAUGACCCAGAAGCUCCCAGAAACUCCAGAUGUGGCUGCAGAUCCAGAUGUUGCCAGCCCCAAAAUCUGGUGCGUGGUGGAGAGCGACACCGACGUGGAGGAGGAUCCAGAUGUGGAGCCCCUCCAAAUGACCCAAAAGGUGCCAGGAACUCCAGAUGUGGCCACAGAUCCAGAUGUGGAGCCCCCAAAAAGGCCCGAAACGCCCCAAAACGCGGCCGGGGAUCCAGAUGUGGCCGGCCCCGAGACAGAUGUGGAGGAUCCGGAUCCGGAUCCAGAUGUUCGGCCCCCCAAGCGGCGCCGGAUCACUCCAAGGGCGCCCGGGGCUCCAGAUGUGGGGGCGGGGGGAGGGGAGGGGUGGGAUCCAGAUGUGGCCACCCAGCUGUUCCUGCCGGCCCGAAUUCCAGAUGUGGAGGAGGAGGAGGAGGAGGAAGAACCCCCCGGAAUUCCAGAUGUGGAGGAGUCGGAAUCAGAGUCGGAUCCAGAUGUGCCCACCCAGCCCUUCCUGCCCUCCCCAGAUGUUGGGAGCCCCCGGAAGGCCCCGGAAGGUCCCGAGGUUCCAGAUGUGGCCGCCCAGCCCUCCCUGGAUCCAGAUGUGGCCACCCAGCCCUCCCUGGAUCCAGAUGUGGCCACCCAGCUGUUCCUGCCCCCAAAGCCGCCCCGAGCGGCCCCGAGCGGCCCCAAAAUCCCCGCGGGGGGAGGGGCAGCGAGCCCGGAUCCAGAUGUGGAGGGGGAGGAGGACUUGGAGGCGGCCACCCAGCUGUUCCUGCCCCCCCCUCCAGAUGUGGGGGGCUCAGAGCCCCCCGGGAUUCCAGAUGUGGCCACCCAGCUGUUCCCGCCCCCCCCUCCAGAUGUGGGGCAGGAGGAACCCCCUGAUCCAGAUGUGGGGGGCCCAGGGAGCCCCGGGCCGGGUCCAGAUGUGGCCACCCAGCUGUUCCAGCCCCCCGGAAUUCCAGAUGUGGAGGAACCCCCCGAUCCAGAUGUGGAGGAACCCCCCGAUCCAGAUGUUGGGGAUGGCGCUGAAGCUCCGCCCACCCCGCAGGUGCGGCGCAGUCAGCGAUUGGCCGAGCUCAGAGUGGGCGGAGCCUCUGCCGGCCCCAGGCCCCGCCCCCCGCCCAGGCCCCGCCCCCAGAGCCCGCGAGACCGGGAGGGGGCGGGGCUUGGAGAGGCCACGCCCACCGAGGCCAUAAAAGGAAAUGGGCGGGGCCCGGAGCCUGCCCCCAUCCGGGUGCUGUUCACAGGCCUGGUGGCCUCGCGGGCGCUGUUGGUGGCCCUGGGGACGUUGGGUGGCACCGAGGCCACCUCAGUGCACGACUGCAGCCACCUGGUGACCGAUGGCAUCCGCAGGACCCUCAAAUUCCUCUGUGCCCUGGCCAGGGGUGUCCCCAUCGUCACCCCCGAGUGGCUGCUGCAGAGUUCCCGCGGUGGCCCUGGAGUUCCCGCGGUGGCCCUGGGUGACACUGCUGUCCCCUGCUGUCCCCAGAGUUCCCGCGGUGGCCGCCCGCUGUCCCCAGGUCCGUUCCUGCCCCGGGACCCCUCCCGUGAGCGCAGCUUCGGCUUCCGGCUGCGGCCAGCGCUGGCCCGGGCCCGGCAACGGCCCCUGCUGCAGGGUUUCCAGGUCCACGUCACCCCCGGAGUUCGGCCGUGCCCGGAGGAGCUGAGGGACAUCGUCACCUGCUGUGGUGGCACCUUCCUGUCACAGCUGCCACCCCUGCCACCGCCCCGUUGUCUGGUGAUCUCCUGCCCCCAGGACCGCGCUCUGUGGGCUCCGGCCGUGGCCGCGGGGCUCCCGCUGCUCUCGCCCGAGCUGCUCCUCUCGGGGGUCCUGCGGCAGCGCCUGCAGCUCUCCCGCUUCCUGCUCACCCCAAAUCCCCCCCAGAAACCCCAAAAUCCGCCCCAAAAACCCCCAAAUCCCCCCCAGAAACACAAAAAUCUGCCCCAAAAAACCCCAAAUUCCACCCAGAAACCACAAAAUCACCAAAAAACCCCAAAUUCCGCCCAGAAAUCAAAAAAUCCCCCCCCAAAACCCCCAAAUUCCACCCAAAAACCCCCAAAUCCCCCCCAAAAAACCCCAAAUCCCCCCCAAAAAACCCCAAAUUCCACCCAAAAACCCCCAAAUUCCGCCCAAAAACCCCCAAAUUCCUCCCAAAAACAGAAAAAUCACCAAAAAGCCCCGAAUCCCCCCCAAAAUCCCCCGGCCCCGCCCCAUUUUGGGGGCUCCACCCCCCCCCCGAGCCCCCCCCGGACCCGGAGCGGGCGGAGACCCCCCCAAAAAACCCCAAAUUCGGGGACCUCCCGAAAAACCCCAAAUUCCACCCAAAAAACCCCAAAUUUACCCCAAAAAACCCCAAAUUUACCCCAAAAACGGCCCCGGGGUCACUCGGGGGGUCCUGAGCCCGAUUUUGGGGUCCCCGAGCCCCCCCUGAGCCCCCCCAGGACCCGGAGCCGCCGGGGACCCCCCCAGGACCCCCCAAAACCCCGGGGGGCCCCAAUAAAGUGA
Poecile atricapillus (Black-capped chickadee) is the source of this 3999-nucleotide messenger RNA. RefSeq names its product mediator of DNA damage checkpoint 1 (gene MDC1). Gene Ontology annotation, biological process: positive regulation of transcription initiation by RNA polymerase II. NCBI's taxonomy places the organism in Eukaryota, Metazoa, Chordata, Aves, Passeriformes, Paridae. The record is from RefSeq and is a predicted model, not a curated record. The transcript is spliced from 10 exons. The coding region runs from base 10 to 3999 and encodes 1329 amino acids. Gene Ontology annotation, cellular component: nucleus.